This is a messenger RNA of Selaginella moellendorffii, 1564 nucleotides long. RefSeq names its product chaperone protein dnaJ GFA2, mitochondrial. The transcript has 15 exons. Gene Ontology annotation, biological process: protein refolding; response to heat. The record is from RefSeq and is a predicted model, not a curated record. Gene Ontology annotation, molecular function: heat shock protein binding; ATP binding. Gene Ontology annotation, cellular component: cytoplasm. Lineage: Eukaryota; Viridiplantae; Streptophyta; Lycopodiopsida; Selaginellales; Selaginellaceae. Bases 96 to 1415 code for a protein of 439 amino acids.
GUUAGGGCGCUUCGUGACGAGAGCGCUCCGCGGCGCGGGCACGCUUCGCAGCAGCUGGCCGGGCUGGGAUUUCUUCCGGCAUUCGCGAAUGCGCUAUGGUGCAUCAUCGGAUCAUCUCUGGAGCAGCAGGGCGACGCGCUGUGAGGGCUGUAUUGAGCCGCUGUGGCCUGUGGGAGGGCGGGAACAUCCGGAGCUCGGCGACUCAGCAGAAUAUAUAUUCGCAUGGUUCGAGACAUUGUUAUAGUGGUUUUGCGCAUAGCAAUGUUGGAAGAGGGGCUUUUUACACAUCGAGUGCUAGAGGCUUCCAUUCCACAGCUCCAAGGAACGAUUUUUACGAUACACUCGGGGUGUCAAAGACAGCUAGUGCGUCAGAUAUCAAGAAAGCCUAUUAUGCGCUUGCCAAGAAACACCAUCCUGAUAUGAACAAGGACGAUCCUGAGGCUGAUAAGAAGUUCCAGGAAAUCCAGCAGGCAUAUGAAGUUUUGAAAGACGAUCAAAAGCGGAGUAUUUAUGAUCAAGUGGGACAUCACGCUUAUGUCGAGCGAGCAGAUGGAGUACCGCCUGGGCCUGGUCCGGGUUUCAGCUCGAUAUUUGAGGACAUCUUCAAUGGCCCCGGUGGUGGUCCAAACAUGGAGGAUAUUUUAAAUUCGAUGUUCGGUGGGAAAGGACCGAAGAACACAAACGUGAAUGUACAAAUUUCUUUCAUGGAAGCGGUAAAUGGCUGCACAACCAAAGUCACAUAUCGAACUCAAGUACGAUGCGAAAAGUGCAAGGGUGCUGGCGUUCCAAGCGGAGUAAAGCCGCAGACUUGUAAGUCGUGCAGGGGAGCUGGGAGGAUAUUCAUGCAAAAAGGAUUCUUUUCCGUGGAGUCCAGUUGCACAGCAUGCGGAGGAAGCGGCCAGUUUGUCAAGGAGCAUUGCAAGGCCUGUCAAGGGUCUGGCACAGUGAUGGGUGUCAAAGAAGUUGAUGUGGAGAUUCCCGCCGGUAUUGAAAGUGGAAUGAACUUGAAGAUAUCUGGCGAGGGAGGAAGUGGUUCUCGGGGACAACGAGCCGGAGAUCUCAUAGUCAAAGUAGAGGUUAAGCCCGAUCCAGUUUUCCGGAGAGAAGGCGCUGACGUCCACGUUGAUGUUCCGAUCACUUUGGUUCAGGCUGUUCUGGGUGGAACCAUUGAAGUGCCAACACUGACAGGAUCAGUCAUGCUGAAGGUCAAGCCUGGUACUCAACCCGGUCAGAAACAAGUGAUGCGUGGAAAAGGUAUCAAAGUCACGCAACGACACGCUUAUGGCGACCAAUACGUGCACUUCCGCGUCAACAUCCCAACAACCGUGAGUGAUAGGCAGCGGCAACUUCUAGAGGAAUUCGCGAGAGAAGAAUCUAACGAAGACGAGAAUGCUACAGCCGAAGGGAGCUUCUAAUUCACAAAAGGUAGCGUUCCUUCUUGGCGGUGGCUCACACCUAGUUUGAUUGGAUCAUUCCCGCUCCAGUGGAAGCACAUUUUUGAGUAUCUAGAACCUUGUAAACAUCAAUAGAGCAAUGUAGAAGCUUAAACCCUAGGCCCCUAAAA